CUCCUCACAGCAAGGUUGGGGCUGGAGUUCAAGCCAGCCAACCUGCUCAGGGGUUUGGGCUUUAGUGCCUGUUCUCCAUCCUGGGGGCUCUGAGCUUCAGCUGUUGCUGCUCUGUGCCUCCCCUAAUGACUGCCUUGCUUCUCCCUAGGAAACGUUGAUGGGGAAGUAUGGAGACAACUCAAAGCUCAUCUAUGAGCUGCAGGAUCAGGGAGGAGAGCUGCUGGCCCUUCGCUAUGACCUGACUGUGCCCUUCGCUCGCUAUUUGGCAAUGAACAAAAUCACCAACAUUAAGCGCUACCACAUCGCUAAGGUGUACAGGAGGGACAACCCGGCCACAACCAGGGGCCGCUACAGGGAAUUCUACCAGUGCGAUUUUGACAUUGCUGGCCAGUUCGAUCCUAUGAUUCCUGAUGCAGAAUGCCUGAAAAUAGUGCAUGAGAUCCUGAGUGAGUUGCAGCUUGGGGACUUUCUCAUUAAGGUCAAUGACCGACGCAUUUUGAACGGUGUGUUUGCCAUUUGUGGUGUCCCAGAGAGCAAGUUCAUAACCACAUGCUCUACCGUGGACAAACUGGACAAGAUGUCGUGGGAGGAUGUGAGGAGCGAGAUGCUGGGAGAAAAGGGGCUCUCUCCUGAGGCUGCGAAUCGCAUUGGGGAAUAUGUCCAGCUCCACGGUGGCCUGGAGCUGAUUGAGCAGCUCCUCCAGGACCCAAAGCUAUCCCAGAAUCAACUAGCCAAGGAGGGGUUGGGGGACAUGAAGCUGCUGUUUGAGUACCUGACGCUGUUUGGCAUCACAGGGAAGAUCUCCUUCGACCUGAGCCUGGCGCGAGGCCUGGACUAUUAUACAGGGGUGAUCUUUGAGGCCGUCCUGGUACAGCAGGAGAACAACCCUGAGGAGGAGCCAGUCAGCGUUGGGAGUGUGGCUGGAGGUGGUCGCUACGAUGGGCUGGUGGGGAUGUUUGAUCCCAAAGGACGGAGGGUGCCCUGUGUGGGAGUCAGCAUUGGGAUUGAGCGGAUCUUCUCCAUCAUGGAGCAAAGAGUGAAGGCCUCUGGGGAGAAGGUUCGUACGACCGAGACGCAAGUGCUGGUGGCUACACCUCAGAAACACUUACUUGGUGCUAGACUGAAGCUCAUCUCUGAGCUGUGGGAAGCAGGCAUCAAGGCAGAGAUGCUCUACAAGAAGGACCCUAAACUGCUGAAACAGCUGCAGUACUGUGAGGACACAGGGAUUCCCCUCGUUGCCAUCAUAGGAGAGCAAGAGCUGACAGACCGAGUUGUCAAACUGCGAGAUGUCACAACAAGAGAAGAGGUCAAUAUCCCAAGAGAGAAGCUUGCUGAUGAGAUCAGAAGAAGGCUGGAGCCCUGCAGCCAUGCUGUCCAGAGCUGCUUGACUCUGUGAACUGCUGUGUAACGGGAAACCCCCAGUGUCCUUAGCCAUGAACUGCCCACUGAACUCUGGUCACCACCUGUUACCCUGAAGCUCAUCUGCCUAGGCUAAGGCAGUGUUGAAAUGGGGUAUUUGUUUGGAAGGAGUAGACAGAUUUUUAAAAGGCAUGGACCAUGCAAUCACCA
Molecule: messenger RNA, 1569 nt
Organism: Struthio camelus australis
Lineage: Eukaryota; Metazoa; Chordata; Aves; Struthioniformes; Struthionidae
Source: RefSeq, a predicted model, not a curated record